AUGUUCCCGACAGCUUGUCGACUAGCUGCCAAGCCCCCGGGCUUUUUUAAGCGGAGUGCAGAGGAAUUCAGUCGGUUAUCAAGAAUUGCCUGGAACACCGAAGCUCUCUCCACGCCAACAAAGCCAUACCACCUUCUGAACUUCGAAGAUGAAUCGUCUGUCGCGAGCUGCAAGACCAUGGCCGACCGCGCCGUGGGAGGCUUCAGCACUGCAAGCAUUGACUACGUCCCCGCCGAACCUUCAACGAAUACGCCUGCUCACGCAAGGUUCCACGGAACCAUCUCGACCAAGCUUCCAGACAACUGGAGGGUAGAGAGGACAGGAUACGCCGCCUUCCGCAACCAAGAUCGAGGCUUAUGGCUCUUUGGCCGAUUAUACUGGGAUCUCGACCCAUACACCUACCUAGCCCUGCGAGUUAAAUCCGACGGCCGUCGCUACACAGUGAACAUUCAGACCGACACCAUUGUAGAGACUGAUAUCCACCAACACCGAUUAUACACACGCCAUCACCACGUGCGCGACUCAGAAGCCUCCUCAUCCUAUGACCCCCUCUCGCCCUACUCAUCACCCGAGGCCGCGGAAUCGCCUGAGAUCGCUGAAGAAAAGUAUCCCACUGGAAUACCUGAAGCUCUCUCCGACGUUCCGCCACCCUCCACGAUCAUGUCUUCAAUGUCGGCCACAACCUCUGGCUCGACCGGAUGGGAGACGAUUCUGCUGCCGUUCAACGCAUUCGUCCGAACCAACCAUGGGCUUGUUGCAGAGCCCCAGACGUCGAUCAUCAGACAACGGGUGAAGAGUGUGGGUAUUGGUUUGACAGACCGCGUUGAAGGCCCUUACGAUCUCCGCAUCCAUCGUAUCUGGGCUACGAAUGGGAUGAGUGAAGGCGAGAUUGAGGAGGAGCGUCGGAUUUGCGGAACAGCCGCCUUGCCUGUUGACGAGGGUGUUCGAAGGAACUGGGUCGCGCCGAACGAAGAUGAGCCUCAGAAGCAAGAGAAACCAGAGGGCAAGGCGAAGGGGCUGAAGGGUUUGCGCGACGAGUGGGACUAA
Aspergillus mulundensis is the source of this 1047-nucleotide messenger RNA. Its product is annotated as CIA30 family protein. NCBI's taxonomy places the organism in Eukaryota, Fungi, Ascomycota, Eurotiomycetes, Eurotiales, Aspergillaceae. The record is from RefSeq and is a predicted model, not a curated record. The coding region runs from base 1 to 1047 and encodes 348 amino acids. Gene Ontology annotation, cellular component: mitochondrion. The transcript has 3 exons. Gene Ontology annotation, biological process: mitochondrial electron transport, NADH to ubiquinone; mitochondrial respiratory chain complex I assembly.